Messenger RNA from Cydia pomonella (codling moth), 7618 nucleotides. RefSeq names its product integrin alpha-PS1 (gene mew). Gene Ontology annotation, molecular function: integrin binding. Gene Ontology annotation, cellular component: external side of plasma membrane; integrin complex. Gene Ontology annotation, biological process: cell-matrix adhesion; integrin-mediated signaling pathway; cell-cell adhesion. Lineage: Eukaryota; Metazoa; Arthropoda; Insecta; Lepidoptera; Tortricidae. Bases 1241 to 4606 code for a protein of 1121 amino acids. The record is from RefSeq and is a predicted model, not a curated record. The transcript is spliced from 17 exons.
AGAAUUGAAGUAAUUGAAGCUUGUGACAGUGACUCUAGCACCGGGCCCAAGAUAGAACAGCUUGGAGUGGAGAUCUCUGGUGAGAGUGAUCACAGUUGUCACGUCCCUCGUUCAUGAGCAUACGACAAAAAAUAAGGAAAUAUAUAAGUAAUAUGCACGGGUAACAAGAGUCGCUCAUUGCUCUUUUUUGCAUUUUCAUUGCAAGUAUAGAAAUUAAGCUAACAAAGGCAUUCUAGGUAGUUAUAAAACAAAAUAAAUUAUUAUUUAAAGAAAGGCACUAGUGUCAUUAAACUCAUUAACCUUCUUCUAGGUAACCGCAUGUAGUUUAACGCGUGUCUAAUAGAGAAAAUAAGUAAUUUUUACCUUGUUGCCUGAAAUCUUCACCUCAAACAUUGUUUUAAAGUUAGUUUAAGGGUCAAAAUGCAAACUUUUGUAAUAGUUAAUUGUUUUACAAGUGGGCAAAGUUGUUGUUUAACCUCUCGUGCUAAUAUUGAUACCCGAGCAAGCGAGAAGUGGAAUAUUGAGCGUUGCAAGGGGUUUCCAGGGCCGAGGUUUAAACAAACUUUGCCUCCGAGUAGAACACAAAAAUUUUCACCGCAUUAAUGCGAGGAAAGUACUAAAUCAUCAUUUAAAAGUCAAUUCUACCAGCUAACAUUGAGAAACAACUAAAAAUUUGCAUCUGAAAACUUUGCCACACAUGUGAAUAAAAUGUAACUUUCUUAUUCGUUUUUGAACAAUCAAGUGGGCCUUUACCAGUUGGUGUGAUGAAAAGUUAUAAAUAUAAUUAAGCGGAAAAAAGAGUCAUUCCGGGAUUAAAACAAGGACAUCUCGUUCGAUCAAGUGAAACAAAAUUCUACUACCGUAUACUAAGCUCUAACAUAAAACAGUCCGGUUCGGAGGACCAAAAAGAGUUUAACUCAUCCAAUAGAUGUCGGCACAGUGUAACUUGAUAUAUUUGAGAAAGGCGACGCUAGGUGGCAGCUUUAUUAAUCCCUGUUUUUAUGAGUUCAGUUGCCUCUAGAGAGGCUGGCCGCGUGUAAAAUAAGUAAGUUGUGUUGUUUGCGCGUAGAGCCGAGAGGCUAAAGUAGUAAGCGAGAAUACUCGGCCGGCGAACGGCGUGCGAGUUGGUCCCCUCGUCGACCGUGUAAACGGAAACUAUUACGAAAAUCGCAAUGCGCGAAUUAACUUCGAGACGGUGAAUAAGUCAAACAUACCACGACGUAUCAACGAACUAUCCACGAUGGUUGAUAAAAUGAAGUGUGAAAGUGUUGUAUUUUUGUGCAUUUUGUACAGUGUCUCCAGCUUUAAUCUGGAACCCAGGAUUCCUGUGAUAAAGUUUGGUGAAAAGGGCUCGUACUUUGGAUUUUCUGUCGCAGAACAUCUGACUUUGAAUGAAGCAGGCGGAAGUACAAGCUGGUUACUGGUUGGCGCUCCAUUAGGACAGAAUCUCCAGCCGAACACCAGCAGGUCCGGAGCCCUCUGGAAAUGUCCUCUCACAGCGGGGACCAGCGACUGCGAACAAGUCCCUACAGAUGGAAAACGAACGGCUCACGCCAAAGUAAACAAGAACGUGGACUCAGCACACUUGUUGCCGCCGCUGUCGGAGGAGAUCAAGAACGGGCAGUGGCUCGGCGUCUCCGUAGCGAGUCAGGGGCCCGGCAUGAAGGCAGUCGUCUGUGCGCAUAGGUAUAUUCGAAAGUCCGGCGAGUCGCAGUUCGGACAGGGGCUGUGCUACACGCUGACUAACAAUCUCGAGGUUGCUGAUAUGUGGGAGCCGUGCUUAGGGAAGCCAACCGCCAGGGAACACGAAGAAUACGGUCUCUGCCAAGUGGGAGUGAGCAGCUCCCUCCUGAAGGACGACACGCUGCUACUGGGCAGCCCCGGGCCCUACGCGUGGCGAGGAACCAUUUUCACUCUGGAUGUGAACGAUGAUCUGUUCAAACGCGACAGCUUCUCGUAUAUGGCACCGGUUGUUGACGGGAAGAGUCCGGUUGAGAAAUACAGUUAUCUAGGCAUGUCAGUAGCGGGGGCAAGUUUCUUCGGCAACACCUCGUCGUAUGCGGCAGGCGCGCCCCGAUCCCGCGGCACCGGCCAGGUGGUCAUCUUUAGCAAGCGUAUUAUCCAGGAUUGGGGGUCGUCGGACAUAGACAUCCUAGAAAGAAACCUCAUACUUGAUGGAGAACAGUUCGGGUCCAACUUCGGAUAUGAGGUGUCGUCGGCCGAUGUUAACGGAGAUGGAUUACCUGAUCUCCUUAUUGGCGCUCCAUUCUACUUCUCAAAAGGUACCGGUGGUGCUGUUUAUUUAUACAUCAACGAUAAAUAUCAUUUUUCCCAAAAAUAUAACCUAAGACUUACGGGUAAACAAGAAUCUCAAUUUGGCAUAGCGAUAGCAAAUGCUGGAGAUUUGAAUAAGGAUGGUUGCGAAGACGUGGCCAUUGGAAGUCCAUACGAAGGCAACGGAGUGGUAUACAUUCACCUUGGUGACAGAAAGAAAGGAUUGCAUACUAAGCCAGAUCAAAAGAUUACUGCAGAGUCGUUGCCUAGUGUAAUGAAGACAUUUGGUUACUCGCUGUCUGGUGGUGUGGAUUUAGAUGCGAAUGGGUAUCCAGACUUACUUGUUGGAGCUUAUGAAGAAAGUGGAGUAGCCCUUCUCCGAACAAGGCCAAUCAUCGACAUUAAAACCUCCAUAAAACCAUCGAAAACUAUCAUCAACAUCGAUCCAACAAUACAAGCUUGUGAAAUGAAUGGAGUAAACUAUACCUGUUUUAAAUUCCAAGCGUGCUGCAUUAUUAAGUCUCUAGUCAACACACUUCAAAAUUUACUGCAUAAUGUUAAUUAUGUCAUAGAGGCUGAAACUUUUCCUGGUGGAAAGAAAUUCUCUAGGGUGUUCUUCGAUUCAGAUAAAAGUAAUGUUAUCGAUAAGACAAUACAAUUGGAGAAGGAUACUGAGGUUUGCAGAGAACAUUGGGUGUAUCUGAAAAAUAAUACAAGGGACAUUCAAACACCUAUCAAAUUUCAAGUCACGUACAAAAUAGUUCACGAAGUCCCAAAAUACUCGACGACACGUGUGUUGCCCAACAUCGACGACUAUCCAGUGCUGAAUGCGACAGCCACAUCUACAUUCACCGCAAACUUCUUGAACGACUGUGGAUCGGAUGGAGUGUGCAUCAGCGACCUUGUUGUGGACCCAGUGUUGCAACUCCCGAAGGCUGAUGAUGGAAAAUCAUACACAUUAACAUUGGGUCAGGAAGAUGAAAUUAAACUGUCUAUUACUGUCGAUAACUACGGAGAGUCUGCUUACGAAAGUCACUUGUUUGUGCAGCAUCACUCAAGUCUACAUUAUAUCGCUGCCAAUAUUAGCGAUAAACACAUUAUCUGCACCAGCGUUAACAAGACAGUGGUAUCCUGCAUGCUGGAGAACCCUUUCAAGAACCAGGGCAAUGCCGCCACUCCCAUAACCAUGCGAUUCGAUGCUAGGGCCCUGGAGGACAACGAACCGUCGGUGGUGUUCGCUGUGUGGACGAACUCUACAUCAAAGGAACUGUAUCCUAAUAAGAAACCGGCAGUGGUCGAGGCGUUGGUUGUGAAGAAUGCUGAAUUGUUAAUAAAAGGUGCUGCAAGACCCGAACAAGUUUUCUACGGAGGAGAAGUUAAAGGUGAAUCCGCUAUGAAGCACUUCGAUGACAUUGGCACACGAGUGGUCCACACGUAUCAGGUUUACAAUGAAGGCCCGUGGCGCGUAUCCUCGCUGCAAGUCGUGAUCUCCUGGCCGCACCAAGUGGCUUCUGAGAAUACUCAGGGCAAAUGGCUUUUGUACCCGGAAGAUGUGCCUACUGUCGACGGAGAAGCCGAUCAAAGUAACGGAGAAUGCUUCAUUGCGGAAACGGAAGUUAAUCCCCUAAAAUUAAGUAAGAGACCUGGAACUCCAGAACCAAUUUUAGAGAAUUUGGAAGAAGACCCGUUUCGAACAAGCGGAAAACUGAGCGUCAGUUCCAGUGAGAAGCACAAUGAAUCUAGUUACAAGAACGUCAUUCAGUACUCGAGCGCUUCAGAGAACAAAGUUAGAAGAAAGCGAGAGGAUAAUAUAAUUAAAGCUGAACCAUAUACGGACAAAGAUGGACAUCGGAAAAAUGUAGUGAACAUGAACUGUCUGAAGAAGACUGCAAAGUGCAUCCAGUUCCAGUGCGUAAUAUACCGUCUCGGGCGCGCUCAGGCGACCACCAUCACCAUCAAGGCGCGCCUGUGGAACGCUACGCUAGUCGAGGACUACCCGCGCGUCAGUCACGUCAACAUCGCCUCAAAUGCUUACAUUCUCAUUCCGGCUCAUUACAAUAUUCAUCAGAAUAAGGAGGACGAUGAUAUGACGAUGGUGGAAACCGUGGCGUAUCCAGACUUAAAGAUCAGUGAACCGACAGAGGUGCCAUUGUGGGUGAUAAUAGUGUCAGUAAUAGUAGGACUAAUAGUGUUAAUUUUGCUCAUAAUCGCAUUGUGGAAGCUUGGCUUCUUCAAGAGGAGCAGACCCGACCCAACGUUGUCGGGCAACUUAGAAAAGAACAAUCACGAGUCCAGCCCGUUCAUCGGACGGGACAGGAAUAACAAACGAUAGCUGAAGUUUUACUUUUCCACAUCUAAUAGAACAGUACAUUUAAAAAAUGGGACUUGAUAAAUUGUGUAGAGCACAAGAAUCCUGUUUGGUGCGCGUGUGGCGCCGUCUAGUGAUUUAUAAUAUAAUAAUUUAUAUUUUGACUGUGAUGUCUUCUUAGAGGAAAAAUGCGUGAAUGUGAUUUUUUGAAGAGAAACAUGGUUUUAUAUUUUGUUGAUGUUUUUCACGAUCCUCGAUAUGAUAUUUUUUAUUGUUUCUAAAUGCUUAUGUUUUUGUGUGGAAUGAUGCAUUUUUCAAUGGGAGUGUUGAAAUAAUAAAUGAUUUUUGUUAGAUGCUUGUUUAUUCUAUGCAAAUGGAUACCUGUGGGUACUUUCUGUAAAUACAUACUUGCCUUACUUAGAUAAUAUUUAUAAAAAGUUAUUAAGGUAGGUAUUUACUUAAACUUAACUUCUAUGACUAGACUUUUACUAGUCACAAAACAAUUGAUAAGGCAAACAACUGUAUUAUAGUAGGAGUAUGUGAAAGUGAAACUGGUCACUUAUUUAGUAACAAUCUACUUAAAUUAACUCAUUAAUUUCCAGGAGUUGUAUUCUAAAAUGGAUAGUAUCAAAUUAUUUUUACGUUGUACGUCCCUUGCACUUGCGUUGGAGACCAUUUACAUCAAAUUAAGCGAGCGCGAUGCAAUGAAGCAGUGAUAUUGAUGUUAAAUUGGUAUCAUAUUUAAUGUGUCUGAAUACGGCCCCAAGAAUUUGGUUACUGUAAUAAUUGUACAUAAUUUGUUUUUUCAAUAAGUAUGUUGAAAUUAUUGUACUUAAAAUAUUUUUAGAUUUGACUAGUGAAAGUACGUUUUUGUACUAAGGGUAUGAGUUUCCUAUAUUACGUACUGUAACUAAAAAUGAUUUAAUAAUGUACUCGCGCAAGUAAGUAUAGGUAGCAAUUAAUCAACUUCAUAAUGUCGUACUUAAACAAUAAGAUGAUUUAUGAGUAAUUAUUUAUUUACAAUUUGUUAUCACUUAUCAACCUAAUACGUUACAGUAUACACACAUAAAGUACAUACAAAAAUGGGCAAAUUCUAUAUUUAUGUUUAUUUGUGCGAAUUAAAAGCAAACAUACCCUAUACGUUGUUAUCGAACAUUUCAGCAUUUUUCUCGUAGUGUACUAGUUUUAAGGAAUGGAGACUCGUACUUUACAUCUUGAUGUUAUUUGUCAGGUGACAAGUAAAACUCACUAAUUACCACCACAAGUUCAUAGCCGUAAUGAACCAUAUUACUACUAAAAUGAGGUCGAUUUUGUUCAAUUAUUUUUUUAGUAAUUAAUGAGUUUUGCUUGUAACCUGAUGUAUGUAUAAAUUAUUGGUACAUGUCGGCUUUUUUGGUGUACAUAGUUAGAUAUUUUUUACAUAAAUUGAUUAAACCCAGUCAAUGUCAGUUUAAGGGAUAGACCGUCUUUUUUGCUAUAUUUAGUUGUCGACUAUGGGUUAAUUAAGGAAUUGAGUACUUCCCUGAGAUGACGUCAACGGCAGUUUGACUACGGUAGGUCUCUAAAUUCCUACCCACAUAAAAGCUUAGAAGAUAAUUAGUGUUGAUUUAGUGUUACUCAGAUAAGUAUUUGAAUGAAACAGUAAAAAAAGGACUGAUCCAAAUUAAACUUAUUUUUAUAUAAAAUAUGUUUCACAUAAUUUUCGUUAUUAAGAUGUUGGUUGUUAAGAUGAAAGUGGACGACCGCCCUGAAACCGCCUUUUCAUACAAACGUAGUGCCCAUAUUCCUCUCUGGAUAUUAACAUUAUUUAAAAUAUUUUUACUCAAUUUGAUGUGUUUUUGUGUGUGAUGUCGAACCGUUUGAUUUUUUUUAGAUUUUUUCAAUAUUACAAGAGGAGCAUUUAAAAAUUGUAUGAAACCAGUUUUUCGUCCCUACCUUUUAUAAUAAUUAAAAAAACGAAAAUAAUCAAACGGUCGGGCAGAACUAUGACUAAAUACGUAAAAUUCUGUAAAAAUAUUUUCCAUAAUGUCAAUAAAUAUGUCAGUAAAUUGCCAGGGAAGAAAAUGAGGACUACGUUUGUAUGGAGAAUCGAUUGUGCCCUUUCCUCUUAAGGCGAAGGGUAGGGCAAGCUCUUUCCAUAGAAACUUUGUGCGCGUUUUUCUUCGUUUGUGUUUGCGCUACAGUUACUAUUUUUGGCAAAUAUGCUUAUUUUUCUGUUAGCUAGGGCUUGAUGUAGUUUUUUAAUUUUUUUUGUAUUUUUUUUUUUUAAUAAAGAAAAAUUUCUACAUCAAGUACUGCGUAUAUCCAAUAUGUACAAGCAAAAAAUUUAAUUAAAUGCUAUAGUGCCAAAACUAACGAAUAAAACUUGCACAAGGUUUGUAUGAAGAAUGCCUUGCCCUACCCUGCGCCUUAAGCUUGCCUACUUUCAUAAUGUCAUAAUUUUAUCAACGUGAAAGCGUUCAAAUUUUGCGCCCAUGUUCGCCAGUAUGUUCAUAUAUAUACAUAAGAAUAAUAAAAAUAAGCAUAAGACUUCUUUGGCGCAGGUUUUCGUCAAAUUAAGUUCUGUUAUUUUACUUAACAAACAGAUGAAAAAAAAAUUAAAUGAUAGUCACAUAAGAGGUACUUACGUAGCAAAACAGACGGUCUCACUCAUAAAUGCGUAAUUAGGUCAAUAAUAAUAAGAUAGAUUUUUAUUGUAAGUAAUAAACUCUUUAAAAUUAUUAUAAUUGUGAAUAAAUUCAAAAACAUUUUGUAUUCAAAGUUCAAGUUGUACAACGAUUUUAACAUUUCUACCUAGGUCGAAUUUUAUAAAAAUCUUGUUUGCUGUAAGCAAUGUUUCCAUGUCUUUCUAAUUAGACAGAUAGGCGCUUGCAGCAUUUUUGUUUUUACAAAACGCGUCCCUAGAUUAUUUAUUGAUAUUAUUGUAAUAUUUUCUUAAUUUAUUUACAUUUUGGUUUUGUUGAGUCAGUAAUAAUCUAAUAAUCAUACCUACUUAUUUGACCAUGGAUGCAAAUUAAUAAAAAGUGCCAUUUUCUA